GGAAGGCCAGGCAUGGGGUCUUUCCGCUUUCGGCCCUGAAAGCGUCCCGCUGCUAAGCCCGUAUCUCCAGCGUAGCCGUCCCCGCCGCCGCGAGGAGCCGUGCCCCGGCCUCGAGGACUUAAUUCAGGGUAGAAGCCUUCAGAGGAUCUUUUAUGUGGGUAAUAAUUUUUCAUCAGUGACAUGUUUGGAAAAUAUUCUAUCAACUAUAAACUUUUGCAAAGAGAAGCCAGUGGAAAUAAAACAUCAGGACAAGCCUGGGAGAGGGGGGCAGGAGAAACUGAGGAGAAGAGAAGCCAAGCAACAACAAUCACUGCUGCUGGCCUAGCAACUUUGAAUUCAUUAAAGUAGCGGGUCUUUCAUUUUCCCUUUUCCCGUGGGAAUAGUAGAUGUUAGUCAGUUUGUGAUCAAACUCAGUGAAUGGUAUAUGUACAUCAAUGAGAAACAUUUGCGUAGGUGAAGUGAAUCAGGAAGAGGGAAGAGAUUGUUCAAUGUUGCAGCCUCUUGCCUUAAAUUUCUUUCCUUUCUUUCAAAACUUUAAACAUUUUGAGAUCUUAAUUCUGGUAUGUCCCAGACAGGUAAAGAUCUAUUAAUGCCGUAAUGCCAAAAAUGUAGAAAACUUUGCACUGCCACUUGCAUGCAUGUUUUUGACUGUAAAUCAGAACAUCAUUCACAUUAUUCACAUCAGUUUUCUAUGUAGUAGAAAAUUAUCUUAUAUGCUACUGAAAUUAUUAGAAAACGUAAAAAAAAAAAAAAAAAGUGGUGUCAUGUUUCUGUAUCUGAAAGUUUUCCUGUAUCUGAGAGCGUCCACCUUCAUAACACCUUUUCCAUUUAUCACACUGCCUUUGUGCUCCUUCACUGGCAUCAUACAGUUCUGAUCCUUAGUCUUGUCAAUUCUUCAACCUUCUAUGCAUUGUCCAGUUGGGGUAAGAAUUUUGUAGAACUAGUUAGUAUUUAGGUAGGUCCAGUGGCAAGGCUGCUGGAAGCAAGUGGUUGAACUUUCAGAAAAUGACAAAUGUGUAUUCUGCUGGGAAAUGCAUUCGUGUGAGUGAUCUGCCACUACAACUCCAGUGAGAUUUAUAAAAGUUACUAGUAAAAAUGGGAUCUUCUGGGAUUUUUAAGUUUAAUCAUUGAGAACAGUCAUCCAAGAGCCAUGGUAUUACCUUGCCUGAUUUCAAUGGCAUAAUUUAACCUAGUGGAUGUACUUUGAAGGAAACGCACUGAAUAUUGUCAUUGUCUCCGCAAGUUCUUGCACAGGAUUGCAUAGAGGUAGAAUGAGGGAUUUCAGAAUGUAUCUAGGAUAUGGAUAGAGAAAUAUAUUGCAUGUGCUACACCAUAGAAUGAGCAGUUAGCUCAAGGCAUCUUGUAAUAUGCAGCUGGAGAAGAAAAGCAUGAUUGCCUUGAAUAGAACAUUCUACUUGCAAAAUGAUUGUUGCUGCAGAUCACAUUUUGACAUUAAGAGUCUGCAACUUUGUGUACAGGUGUCCUUUAGUUCCAUCAGUCUCGCUUAAGCUUGAACCCCAGUAGAAAUAAGGGUGUGCAGUUUGGGGAUGUCUUAAAAGUGGAGAGUCUAAUGACUGGUGUUGGGUCCAAGUAUUGGGUGCAAAUAGGGGAGAGAUGCUACUGGAACAGCAUACAUAAAAACUGUCAUAUGUGCAUUUUACUUACUGUGGCCGUUAAGAUUCUGUCCUAGACUGUGUAGGCUCUCACAUAUGUGUUGCUUCACAGAAUUGCAGGGGUUGGAAGGGACCUCAAGAGAUCAUUGAGUCCAAAUCCCCUGCUAAAGCAGGUACCCAGCAAUAGGGUGUGUGUGUGUGUGUGUAUGUUCAUAUAUACAUAUCCACUGUAUGUUUCAAUGAAUUAAGCAUCAAACUAGAGUAGAAUUUUAGUGUGAUUAAAUUUAAGGAUGGAGACCUUAUAUUUUAUCUUACUUCUUCACCAAAACUUGGUAUGAAGUGCCAGGAUCCUUUACUAGUGCCUGAAUAUGGCUGCAUGCAUCUGACAAGUAGAAGUGAAUCAGUCACACUGGAGGGGGGGGGGGAGGGGGGAAGGAAACAGUAGUAUAUAAGCCAUCACAUUGUUGUUCUAGAGUCCACAGAGUCCUUCCAUUUGACUUUUUCAACUACCUUUUCCUAUCAGAACUUGUAGUUAAUAUAGCUGAUCCAUAAAAACCUCCAUGCAGUCGCUAGAGAAAGGUAAUGUCUGGUGCUUUGGUUCCCCAGGACAACUUGUCAGAAAUGCAGCAAAGUGCACACAACAGCUGCUGUUUCUGAUAAGUAAUCAGAAUGGGCAGUCAGGGUUGGUGAGCCACAGUCCCCUGUGCCAGUAAUGACAAGGUCUUUUUUGCCUCUGUGAUGUAUUGCUGGUUUCACUAAAUUAGCUCAUUGCUGAAAAUUCUUUUGUCAUAUGUACAUAAUACCAGAAAGAGAUGGUCCCUGCAGAUGUUCAAGAAAUGUGUAGGCAUGGUACUUGAGAACAUGAUUUAGUUGGCAAUGUUGGUGGUAGGUGGGCUGUUGGGCUAGUUGAUCUUAGAGGUGUUUUCUAACCUUAAUGAUUCAUUCAGUUGUGUUGGUUGCUAGAAUUAUGGUGAGCUGUAGAAAGGUCUGUAUCUGCUGUGGAAGGGUGUUGCACUGGCAAAAUCCAAGUAAAUAAGUUUUCCUGCCAGAUCUUCUACGAGGAAUUUAAUUGGAAAUAGUUUCAGUUUUGACAUUAAACUGGAUCAGAAAACAAACUGCACCAUCAUACUUCACUAUUGUCUUCUAUAUAUAAUACACAUCUCUUCAUCUGUGCUUUUUGAUUUUUCAAAAUAAAGUGUUAUUUUCUGAGAAAUAUAUGGAAUAAAUAUAUUUUUGCUGCAAAGAACGUUCUUCUUUAUGUGACUUUGUUUGGGGAUGGGAAGUUAGGUUCAGUACAGUCUGAUCUUUACUUUCAUUACUCUGAAAACAAUGAGCUGGUGGAUAACCUGUCUUGUAGUUGUGUGAAUUCAGGUAGCUAAUCCCUGGUCCUAGCCCAUUCUGUUUGAAGUUAGUUACUUCUGUGUUUGAAAUUUGAUUGCAAGCUGUUUGACAAGAUGAGAAAGUGAUUGUGUUGAUUUUGUUUGUGCAGUGCCAUGUGCAUUGUGGUUAUGGAAUAAAUAGUAAUUUAAAAGGGAUUUAAAAGGAAGGGAUUAUUUAUUAUCCCUUCUUUGGUUUCAUUAGAUCCAGACACAUCUCCAUACAGGUUAAAGAAAAUGUAAUAUUUGGAUAUCAUGAAGAUAUCUGAUUACUCCCAUGAGGACUCAAAUGAAUUCCUUUCAAUUUGGUGUUUGUGCAUGAUUUAUUAUAAUACAGCUUUUAUUCUGCCAUUGUAUAUUUUUGGACCAUCAUGCAGUCGAGAGAAAACAAUAGGAUGUGACUUGUCAUGAAGCACUUCCAGCACUGUGAGUUAGGUGAAAAAGCUUGUGGAAAUGUAGGAUUAGGAUGAAUGUGUGGUUCUUUUCAAAGGUACACUAUUUUGGUGGGCUUUUUAAGAGAAGGAGUUUAGAUGACUAAGCUCUAUUUUUGAUCCUUAUUAAGUUAGUCUGAAUUAUUUAAUGGUUUCAAGUGAGUAUCUGGGUGUUGUUGGUAGCAGCAUUUAAUUGCUCCCUGCUACAAGGAUGUAAAGAGGGGGAAGAACUUUCAAGGGUGGUGCUGAAGAAUUGCAUGUCAUGAAAUGGCAGAAUUAUUGUGUGGAAAUUGUAGGCUAGAAAAAAUCCUUAAAGCUUUUGCAGUACUUGUUACAGGGUAUUAAAUUGUAUGUUCUGCGGUUGUUUUUUGUCCACAACAAUGUUUUUUAGAAACUCUUAUUUCCAGAGUUACAUUAUACCUAACCAUUGCUUUCGAAACUGUAUCUGUUUCUUUAUGUAGACUCAGCAAGAGGCUCUGAGAGGUUAGGGGCAAGGAGGUGGAUCAAGGCUUCUGCAGGUGGAGUAAGGCUUUCUCCUGUUCCGUAAGGAAGUGUUGGGUUUGGAGUUUCCUUCUGGCCUAUUUGUGGAAAUUACUUUCAUGGCCUUUUCCUUUACAUCAACCCGUGCCUGCAGAGACUCCUUUAUAUUUUUAAGAUGAGGAGUUUUCAGGAAUUAAAAUAUACAUGUUUGUACAUAAUUUGGAAAAGAAAAGCAGCAAUCUUUCUCCUUAUUUGUCCCAUGAAAUCGCAGCUUUUGUUAUGAUGGUAGAGCUUGAUCUUGAAAAAUACCAGGUGUACCAUAUAGUAGCAAGUUAUUCUUGCUGUGAGGCAGUCUGGUAGAAUGACUGUCUUCCAGCAGUGAGGUACUCCCUGUCUGUUGGUUUUUGUUUGUUUGUUUGUUUUCACAGUGGAAAUGGAAGAAACUGGUGGUCAGAUCAGCCCUGUAACAUGCUUUUACUAAAUGAAAGAAAUCUGUUCUGUUUCAACAUUAAUUCUUAGUGAGACACUACUCCUGGGUAUCCAGUCCAGAAUUGUUUGCAGGCUCCCAUGCAGUAUCCAACUAUUAGAAAUAUUUUAUGUGACCAUUUUAAUUUAUUAGAUGCAUAUGCCUAAUUCUGAGGUAAUGAGUUUCAACAUCAGACGUAAUAACCCAAUUUUAUAUCUAAUUGUCCAGAUAUAAACUUUUAUAAGCCUCCCUGAAAGUCUGUAGUACUCUUUAAAGCCUUCUAUGGUGUUUAAUUGCCUGUGUACUCCACUUCAUUAGUUGUCUAAGUAAAUAACUUUGAUUUGUAUUAAAUUUAAGAUUUUUUUUUUCUAUUUGACUGUUUUUCUGUGUGGUAACAGAUGGGUUGCACUUAGUUCAAUGAACCAGAUGCAAAAAGAGCAGAAUUUGCAGUAAAAUAAUGUUGAUGUUGUGUUUUCACCCACACACAAUAAAUUAAGUCAACUCUCUGAUAUGUAAGGUGAACGUUUACACAAUUUAAUCGUUACUAAUUAGAACAUAUCCCCUGUGCUCUGGGAAACAGGUAGCUUUCUCCAUCUUGAUGUGCUCACAGGUCUACUUUGUGCAUUUCUUUCUGAAGCAGUGUCAGCAUAAGCAGCUCCUGUGUUCUGCUCCGGGCUGCUAUCUUUUGUUCCUGCUUCAAUAACCACCCCUCUGUGUCUGCACAGUUGUUUGUGCUACUGUGCAAUAAACUGGGUUAGGAAAGGUGGUUUUUUUUUUUUUUUUAAUUUUAUUUGAACUGAUUCUUGAGAUACUUCUGAUCAAGAAUCAGUUCCCUCUUCCAUUUUAUCACAUGACUACAUACAUGGCUGUGCUCUACCAUCCAACUAUGGAUGCAGAGAAGAGACUAAGCAGUAGAAACUGCUUAGAUUGUGCUGCUACUACAAGAAAGUAUUGAAUAUGCUCUACACAGCUGUAUGCCAUAGAAUAAUUUAUCUUCUCUGGCUUCCUUUUUUCUUUUUCUUUCUUUCUUUUUUUUUAAUCUGGAGGAAGCAUUAGCUGCAAACCUUUGGUCACAGGAAUGUUUUAUCCCUCAAAUUUCAGAAUUAAGUUUGGGUGUUUAGAAUCAUAUUCCUGUGGAAUCCAGUUCCAUAGUUUCAUUCCUUUGGACAGGAGCUAGAAGUAAUGCAUUUUAAUCAAGAAGAUGGCACUCACCAAAUGCAUUUUUGCUGGUACUAUCUUCUUUAUUUUUGGUGGCUGGAAGGAAACUUGAAAUUCUGAGAAAAGAAGAUUGCAUUUUGUACUUUGACUUCUGCUACGUACAGUGAGACAGGACUCUGAAAAUAUACAGCAGUAUACCAUGAAACACUGAAUUUCUCUACUUUGCUGAAUGCAAACCCUUGGAAAGAUCGUCUGAAUUGAAAGGGAAAACUUUGCGAGGGCUUCUUCUUUCUAUGGAGACAAGCUUGCAAGCCUUUUACACAAAUUCUUCAUUUGAUGGUAAACAAACCUCUUGAAAAGUUCACCAGAAGUCUGAAGAAGACCACAAGCUGCAGUGUAUAGCAGCUUUUUCACAGUGCUACUUCCAUGAAGUGGUGUUCUUGUAGGCAACUGACAUGACUGCUGGCUUGAAAAUGAACAUUUGCAUUUCUCUUUGAAAUCCUGCUUGCCAAGAUUCUAAGUACAACAAAUCUCUCUCCACAUAACUCAACUUGUCCAAGUUUGUGAAUUGGAAAGCCUAUAGAAGUCAUCUGCCUGGCUGUAGAAUUGGGUCAGCCAAGGAACUUGCAUAAGGCUGCAUAUUUUACCACAGGCUCCUAUUCUGGGGGUCCAGGAGAUGCCCCAUCUGAAAUAUUGAAGUUCUUGACAUUAGCAUUUUUUGUGACUGAUGGAAUCACAAAACUGAUGGAGUUCAUUUGGCUUCAUUCAGUGUUGUGUAGAUUACUGGGCAGAAAAGAAAGAUAUGUUCUUGAGCACAUACUCUGAGGUAGGAACCAUAACAAGAAACAUAUCUUCUAGCCUCUGGAGGCCAAUUUUGUCAUUGUACCAGUCUUCAAGAAAUGGAAAAGUGGGACUUAACGGCAGAGCAAAGCUCUGUAGCUGUUGAAAUCCUACCCAAGGCUGCAAAAUGAGAAGCAGACUGUACCAUAUGCUCAAACUGGUAUUUCAGAAUACAUCCCCACACCCAGGUGUAUAGUGAGCAGCAACUGACUGUCCUAGUCAGAAAAAAAAAAAAAAAAUGGAAAUCCCAAGAAGUUUUGUCCCAUUCUGCAUAGAUUGUUUUACUGGGUUUUGUUACUGAUUUGAACAUUUAGAGAGGCUAGCUCUUCUUUUGUACAUAUCAUUGAAGACUGUAUCAGGAAAGUAGAUCUGAACUCUCUGCCACUUCUGGGAUCUUUGUCAUUAUUUAAGCUAGUAUGGCUAGCGUUAUAUGGUGUUCUAGACUAUGAAAAUUUAAACAAUGCCAUGCAGCAGAAUUCUACUUAAAAAGAUGAUAGAAAGAGCCUGUUUUAGUAGUGGUAGAAUCAUAGAAUGGUUUGGGUUGAAAGGGACUCUGUAACAAAUUAGCAAGCAAGCCAGGAUCCGAAGAACAAUCCAAAGAAUAACCAGAUGGCUGUUGUUGUACAACUAUGGGAGUGUGACCUCUUUCUCUGCCUUGAGGCUGGUACAGUGUAACAGUGAGCUUUUGGGUGGUAGGAAGAAGGUGGUGCCUGAAUGCCUGCCUCAGCCUAUUUGCUGUGCUUGAACAAGCAAAUGUUCCAAUGUUUUAAAACAUGUCAGAGGUGGACAGCAGCAGUAUGAAAUUUAUCUCAAGAAGGAAAUGGGAGGUAUCUACUUCCAGACUGGUUGGAGGGUGCUAGAUAGUGUUGUGGAGCAUGUGUUCCAAUUUCCUUCCCUCCAGAAGGAGGGUUCAGUAUUGUGUCAUGGAAUGGAACAAAGUGCAGUGACUGACCAUGAGUACUGAAAGCAUAUCUUUGAAAAUAUGCAUCUGAUCUGGACGAAAGUGCUAGUGUAAAAAUACCAGAGAUGUCUUGGCUCUGCCUAUACCUGCUGCAGUCAGAUCACUUCACUGACUGUGAUAUAGAUGUCGUUUCACUUGAACAUGCCUCUGUUGUUCUUUCUGAUUCCAUUUCAAACCUAAUAUUGGUUCUUAGUUCUGCAUCUAGUCCUGAUCCAAGCAUGUCUCACUGCUGCUUUCUACGUUCUGGGGCUUAUGGACUUACUCUUUGUUGAAGGGAGUGGUAGGAAGUAAAAGUAAGAUUCUAGCACUCUUUGAUUACCCAUCUCUGUUUAUCUAGGCAGUAGCCCAUCAAAAAAUGAGCAAAGUACGGCACUGUAAAGUCUAAGACAAUAAAAGCUCUUCUAGUGGAUUGCUCUUGAUGUGUAUGAUGCUCUCACAAAAUGUAGUACUCAAAGAGGAGAACUUCCUAUUCCAGACUGACUGCAGACCUUCAACUGAUGGAGCAUUGUCAAAAACAAAGCAUAAAGUUAAUUUUUCUAAGGAUUGCAUUUGCUGUGCAAUGCAAAAUGAUGGAUCUGCAUAACUAAAAAGCUCCAAAGAAGGAAACUGUUAAUAAUUUAGAUAGGGAACAAUUCUAUUGAGUUCUUCUUUGGCAGGAAGUUGCCUGAAAGAGUGUUUCUGCAGCAAGCAGGCAGCCAAACUUGAAUUUCAAGGCAAAGAAACCCAGUUCCUGGCCUGAAUCAACUGAGUGAUGUUUGAAAGGCAAACUUUACAAACUGUUUUCAUUCUUGUUUGAAUGUGCUCAUAACAAUGGCUAUACUGGAGCUGACAGUCGGGGAAAAUGGAUGACACAUCACUAGGAAGACAUGAAGCCACCAUCCCACAUACUUCACUUGUAUUUGGUUAUUUUUCCUUUGCCUUUCUCUACUGUUGGUUUUUCUCAGAUUAAGCUUUUGGGCUGGCCUUGAUUGUGAGCUGAGUGUUACUGCAGGAUGAAUAAUUGCAGUCGUAUUUUUAAUCUUAGCACAGCUGAAAAGCUUCUUGUUUUACUAAAACGUGUGUUUAUGGAAAUAAUUUUUGCCAUGUGGGUGCAAUCUGUAGUAAAUUCAAGAACUUUUAUAACAAAGCUCAUAAUUUUGAAGGGAUUUCAGGCUUUUGAUUACAUAUAACUGAAUUUUUGGAUCAGGAAUAACAAAUCAAAUACUUUCUUUAUUUUUUUUUUAAAAAGCUGACUCUUCCACUCUUCCUUCCUCUCCUGCUCUGGAGCUAAAACAGCUUGGCAGUGGUGUUUGAACAUGGUUCCAGUGAAACCAGUUUUGAAAUAUAGUUUCAGGCCAGAAUGGAGUCAGGCCAAAGUACACUAAAACUAAGUUUGAAAACUUAAUUUGAAGCUAAAAUUGUAGCUGUAGUGAGAGAGACCAACGUUGAACUCAGAUGAAACGUUUGUUUCUUCCCUCUCCUCCUUUUUCUCCUCUUUCCAGUUAGGCAAGCUGUGUGAUGCUGCUGGAAGCUGCUCUGACUUUUCAUGAAUCUCGUGACUCUUCUGCCCCAGUCUUGGUGUGGUGUUCAGAUACCUCAUUCUUUGAGGAGUAGCUGCCUUUAAAUUGUGUUAUUAUUAGCUGAAAAAUUCACUUGCCUUAAUAAUUAACUUGUGUGGAGCCUAUAGCACUGCAGAUUUUUAUUUUUAUUUAUUUAUUUAUUUAUUUUGCUGUGCUAUUUCUGGUAAAGCAGUUAAAUCAAAGGCUGUUUCCAUCUCCCUUGAAAACUAGUGUUGUACAAACAUAGUUGUUUUCAACUUCUUUAGUUUAUCUGCUGUUGACUUUAGAAGUGCAAUUUGCAGUUUGCAAGGAUGACUGAAGGAUAUUAUUUUUCAAGUCUGUGUAAAAGUGAUUGUGCAUCUUUCUUUCCCACAGUGAAAAUGUCUAGACUUUUCUGAACCUUUGUAAAGCUGUUAUCCAGACAAAUUAGUUCCAUGAAUUUGAACCACAUCAACCUCAAGAAUUAUCCAAAUAACUGGGGUCACCAAGUCAUUUUACUUUUAGCUAUAAAACAAAACACUGAUAGUAAUCUGAAGAGCUGACAGAUAUGAAAAAAAAAAUUACUCAUCAGCUACAGCCUCCUUUUUUUUUUUUUUUUCCUCUUUUUUUCUUUUAGGAAGGUUUUCAGUUCAUCUGAGUGUUGAGGUAUUUCCCAGCAGAAUGGGUAUUCUGUUGCAAAAUAAUUCAGGCUGUCUUCAUGCAUCAGUAUUAAUAAGCAUAGGUGCCAUGAGGAGUCCUUUGUGGCUGAAGUCUAAAGGCAAGCAUAAGAGUAACAGUCAUUGUAAUCCCCAGUUAUGCUUUUUGGGAGAUGUUCAGUUAAUUUGAGGGACUCUCAUGCUUCAAACUGCCAGCAGCUUCUCUUUGAUAUUUUGUACUCUUUCAGAAUUUGUACCAAUGCCAAAAUUAACUCUUCCAUAUCCUAGACUUUUCAUCUAUCUUUUUGUAUGCUUCCAAAUGGCCUUUUAUCUAGCGUGUGCUUGUUUUUAUGCUGUCUUUGUAUGCUACAUACUUAGUCUGAUGAACUUUAAAGAAAGAAAUCCUCUUAACACUGCUCACGUGCACUUGAAAGACAUCUAUCUGCUCUCUUUUACCCAGGCUUCAACAAUCAAGCCUGUGAACGUUAUUUUGUUUGAUCUUCUGGUCCUCUUGAUCUUCUCCCCUUUCUGGAGAAAGGGGAGAAAAUGGAAGUAGCAUGAAUAAACUGUGAUAAGCUAUUUCAGAAAGAGUCAGACUCAUUGUUUUAUCAAUUUCCUGAACUGAAUGUUAGCUUUCAAGCUUUGAACCUGUUAACAGAACGUAACUGUCAUAGUAUGAAAUGGCUUUCUGGGAUGCUUCUUCUGUUUGUUUGUUUUCAGAGCCUACCCUACAGAACUUUAGGAACAGGUAGAAUGAAAGGCAAUUGGAAAUUACUUUAACUCCUGAACGAGUCAUGAUAUUGCCAUCACAUCACUGAUCCCAGUGUGUAUUUUACAGUUGAACAUCUCUCUCCUUUUUCAGAGGCAUUUUCUGAGAUCUAUGUGUAGGUCGUGACAACAUUACAAACAGUACACACUCAUACAGCUAUCAAAGCAAAGAGCAAAGUUAUAUUUCAAAAUAAAAUAAUACACAGUGGAGUCCUUAUUCUGAAAGACAAGCUGUCUUUGGUCUCUUUGAUGUCUGAGCUCAUUUUUCUCCCACUUCCAUAUUUUGGUUUAACAACUAUCACCACUUCUAUAUGAAACAGCGCAGGCCAGUGGUGAGCUAACUGGUGUCUUUCAGAGGGAAAGGAAGUUUUUCAGCUGUGGACAAUUCACUCACUUACUCCUGCCUGAACUCCUUUUAAACUUAGUAGUAAUAUUCCUGGCUAUUGUUUGUGACGCAAAUGUAGUUUGUGCUGCGUUUUAUAAUUUCCAUCAGAAAACUCAUCUUUUUAAGGACAGUUUUGAAGAUAAUGUAACAGUUCUAUUUCUUUGGAGACUGUAUUCAUUUCUCUUUAUGAUUGUAAGGAAUUUCAGAGGACGUGAAACAUGCCUUGUGAAGUUUUAGUUCUCCUCCUUUGAAGAUUACAAAGUUAAUAUUCAGCUAUCUUUACUAGAGUAAGAAGUGGACUCAGGAAAAACAAGCAAACAAAAAAAACCAAAAAAACCCCCACAAGCUUAUCACAGAAUAGUAGGGGUUGGAAGGGACCUCUAGAAAUCAUUGAGUCCAAAUCCCCUGUAAAGCGGGCUCCCUACAGCAGGCUGCACAGGUAGGCAUCCAGGUGGGUCUUGAUUAUCUCCAGAGAAGGAGACUCCACUACCUCCCUGGGCAGCAUGCUCCAGUGGUCUGUCACUCUCACUGUGAAGAAGUUCCUUCACAUAUUGGUGUGGAACUUCCUAUGCUCCAGUUUUUUUGCCUGUUUCCCCUUGUCCUGUCCCCACAGACUGCUGAAAAGAGGUUGGCCAUGUCCUUUUGACUCCCACACUUAUGAUAUUUAUAAACAUUAAUAAGAUCCCCUCUCAGUCUUCUUUUCUCAAGGUUGAACAGACCCAGGUCACCCAGCCUUUCCUCAGAGGGGAGAAUGAGAAAAUUAAUCAUCAAUUAAUGGAUGAUAAAAAAGAUUAAAGAGGUGAACAUUUUGUUAAAGAACGAAUAUGAGAUAGUUUUGUAACUAAAUAUGUUUUAUUUUUUCUGUUGCUGAUGUUGUACUUGUUAGUCAGAGAAGCAUGUUUGAGGGAACUUGUAGUUACCUCUGUGACACCCUUUGGUCAGAAGUUGGGCAUGCCUUUUAGAUUCAUCAGAAGUGGCCAGGGAAGAAAGUGACUAAGGGGAAGAGUCAUAUUAAAAGUUUAUUGAGAUGACGUGUGUUCACUGUGGGUAGAAUUAAAAGUCAUAAACUUAUAGGGCUUUCCCAAGGCCUAUAAGAAGAAAAAAAAAUUGAAAAACUGGAUUUUGCCAGUUCUCUAUCCGGGACAGAAGGUGGGCUGUCCCUGCAGUUGCAGUUCCAGUUGCUGGGUGAACCAAAUUGUCCUGAAAACACAGUUGAGAGUAAUUCAUUUUAAUGAGCGCACCAAUGGAAGUAUUUCACUGCAAGCAGCAGUUAUGUAGUCUGUUCUGUGCCACUUGGUAGACAGAUAAGUAGCAUCAUAGGUAUAAUAACUGCUAUUUAAUGUUCGUAUGACUUUUAAUUUUUACAAGCAGAAAACAGCCUCCUGGAAAAUUUGCUGAACUGCUAAGCUGCUAGCCUUUCUAAUGCUAUCCAGACAAUUCAUAUUGAAAAUAAAAUUGCAAGUGAAGAACUGUUGUGCUGUCUGGCUUGGGACCAUGUAUGCACACGUACUCACAUAAGUUGGGCGUUGUGUAGGAUGUAUGUGUUAUUCCAUGUGCCAUUUAUUAUUGUCAGAAUAUUCAGCACUUUAUUAACCAGUAUUUGUGCUGUCUUACGUACUUUUUACACUCUGCUGAAAUGACUCUUCUACUGCUAACUUUGUUCUAGCUUUGUACCAGGAGAAGAACUGUUUUUUUUUCAGGCAGACAUGCCAGCUUUUCAAGCUCAGUACAGGCUGUCAGAGCCACACAGGUCCGCACAGCAGCAGCCUUCACUGUGGUUAUGCAGUUCUUGUGCAUAGCUGUGAUUUGAUUAAGAUACAAAGGAAUGGAGAACCCUACAUCUUAAGAGAAGUUCACAGAGGGUUUCAUGUGUAUCUUUUGAAGAUGCUGAGUAUGAGAGAGGCAUAUGAAAGUGCUUCUGUGAUUUUUCUUUUUUUGCUUCAAAGUCAGUGGCUAGGCCCCUUCUCUCAAAUCACUAGAUUCUGUAUAAUCGGUUGAGAAAGGUUUGGGGUUUAAUUUUAUCAUAAAAGUCAUUAUUCAUAUCUUACUGUUAGCCCAGCAAAGAAAUUCCAGGACUGGUCUAGUUUGGCAAGACGUUAUUCAAUUGUUUGUUUGCUUGUUUUAUUUUAAAUUUUGGCUGGUUUUGAAGAGAACAAAAACAGAUGGGCUAUGAAGAUGUGGAAGGCUUUAGAAGGCAAGAGUAUGAGGAGCAGCUCAGGUCACUCAGUUUGUUGGGCCCAGAGAAGAGGAGAAACCUCAUGGCAGCCCACAGCUCCUCAUAGGGAGUGGAGAGGCAGCACUGAUCUCUGUAGUCUGAUGACAGCGACAGGGCCUGAGGGAACAGCAUGGAGCUGUGUCAGGGGAGAAUCAGAUUCGGUGUUAGGAAAAGGUUCUUCACCAGAAGAUAGUGGGUAUGGAACAAGCUCCCUAGGGCAGAACUGAUGGAGUUCAAGGAACAUUUGGAUACUGAGACAGGGGGUUUGAAUUUUGGUUGGUCCUUUGUAGAGCCUGAAGUUGGACUUGAUCCCAGAGAGUCCCUUCCAACUUGAGAUGUUCUGUGGCUAUGAUUUUAUGAUUUCAGCUUUUGCUAUUAUCUUGCCCAAGAGGCUGUUGUGGAAACUUAGUAACCAUGGGAUAAGAGGUACAGCCCUGUUAGUGAUGAAAAACAGUAAAUAAAACAGCAACGUUCUUAUCAUUUCUGCAGGCAUUUUCCAGUAUGGGAAAUUAUUGUUAAUGUGAUACCUCUGGAAAUUUCUAAUUGAAAAAUCUUAAAAUAAAACCUAAAUAUUCCCCCAACAACAACAACAAAAAAAUAACAUAAAGUGAGAAAGAGAUUAUGUAUUCUUGAAGAUUCUGUAUAUAAAUAUGCAUACACAACCAUAGAAGGACUGGACAAUUAAUUUUUAGUUGGUUAAUUAAGAUAAUAAGAAAAUAAUGUGCUUGUUACCUGUUUAAGUUUCCAUAACAAACAAAUAUACAUGCUCAGUAAUAUGUUAGUACACAUUUGGCAUUUGUUUUGGAGUGAUGUCAUAAAUUGAUUUUAAGUUUCUUUGCUUCUGUUUGAGAUGGUGUGAGUUCCACGAGCCUCAUGAAAAGAAUAGAAUGGUAUUCAUAACUAACAUGUCAAAAAAUGAUCAGUGCUUUAAUAUUUUGGAUUCUGGUCAGUCUUGCUCCUGUAUGUGCAAGAGAAACAUUCUCAGUAAAGUCUUAGAAAAGUCACUGGACGUUUAUUAGCAGAAGUUUAAUCUACUAUGGAUAAGAUGUGCCUCUAAUGGGAGAACACUGCAAUAAGUGGGAAUCAAGAAAGGCAGGGGCUGGGCAUUUAAAACCACUAGAAGAAUCUUAGAAGUUUCUGGGAGAUUUAUCUAGCAUGUUUAAAACUUGUGUGAAUUAAUACUCCAGAAAUUUAAUGAACUUCCUUAAAGCAUCCUGUGGAAAGAGUUGUCCAUAUAGACAUCUGUGACUGAGAGGCUUGAAUUCCUACAUAUGGGAUAAUCCCAGCAGGUUACGUCAAGACGCUGUCUACUUAAUUAUUUUGACACAGAAAAGAUGCCUUCCAGAACUUCAUGAAUCCUUUUACGAAUACUAAUACAUCUUCUCAAAUCCUGCUGGAGUUGCAUAAGCUGUAAAAACUAUGUCGUGUUGUUCUCUUCUUGUGAAUACCAGAACUUACCUUUGUUACAGUUGGCUCCAAAGUCCCGACUUUCAAGGCGAAGUAGCAGGCUCUAUUUGAAAUUUCUAUUUGAGGGAUUGUAAUGGUUCACUUAGACCCCAGUCCUGCCAGCACUUUUGUUCAUGUUUAACUUCCACACAUUAUGAGUAGUCAUAUGGGCAAGCACAUGGAUAUGCUUUUGCAGAACUAAUGCCUCCAGUUAUGUAAGAAGGCACAGCUUUUUGGCCUGGAGCUGUGAGGCUGUAUCUGAGACAAGUCAGAGACAACAGCAGAGCAGUUUUUAACCAGGCAUGGUUUGUCAUUGGACUCCUACAGUAUUUUGAUUUAGUCAGUGCAAGAGUUUCUUUUUACAAACGAAUGGGGAUUAUUAUUAUUUUAAUUCCUGAGUAUACAGUUCUGCAUAAAUCUCUGAUAUUAUCUUCAUAUUGUUUUGACAUUAGAAGAGAAAGUCCUAAAAGAGCCUCCUGUUGGAAAAUAAAAUACUUCUCUCAGUUCAUUUCUUCGAAUGUGGCCAGCUGUUUCAUAGCAAGAAAUUUCUAAGCAAAUUCUUUAUGGCAAGAAUCUGCUGCAAAAACCCUAGGGUACACAAGUCAGAGAAAUGUUGGAUGAGGCACUUUGAAUGAAUGCAAGAGUGAUAUAUUUGCUAAGGAGCAGAAAAUGUCCGGACCAAAGCUCUCCAAAGCCAGAACCAAAGUCAUGAUGUAAUGUUGUUGGUCAGAACACUGUAUCUAUAGGGUUUGUCUACAUUUAGCAGAUAAAUUAGCUUCUGGUUUGUCCGUAGCCUGUGGUCUUCCAGUGUAAGGGGUGAGGUGGCUGGAAUGCAGGUCCAUGAGUACUGAUGUUGCUGCAGCUUCCAUGAACAAGACCUUUUAUCUCAAUGCAUUUUAAUGAAGGAGUAGCCUUGGAUAAUGGAAGAAAUGACAUCUGGAUUCUUGAAAUAAGCCACCCCAGUGGAGCACACUCUUUUUGGAGGUGUAUCUCUUUGAUUGUAUGAGAGAUAAGGAAAGGUUGUCUUGUCCUUUGCACUUAACCACAGAAAGUAGGAAAUUUCAUGGGUAAAGAAUAUGAGCCCUCUGUGCUUAUUCAGCAGGGGCAGAUUUACACUCAGGGAAGAGUGAAAGCUGAGAGCAAGUCACAGGGGCUGACACAGUACAUACAUUUUUUUUUCUCUAUAUUUUCAUGGGAAAAACUUAAAUGAUGAGGAAUUUAGAGCUUUUCUCAGCAACACUUGUUAUUUCAGUGUUCUCUGAACAAAAAGAGAAAUACUGAAACACAGGUGUUUAAAGAGAAACUUUUCAACUACUGUGAAUAAUAUUGACUAGAAAUCCUACUGCCUGUUUGGGGUAGGGUUAUCUGCCACUGGAAGUAGCAAAAAUACUGCUGUAGGUUAUCCUUGGAGUAUAGUUUAUUAUGGAAGAUAAUUUUUGAGAAAGUAGGGUUAUUUAUUGAUUGUGUCACAGGAAUAUCUGGACUAUUCUAAUUUCAGCAUUCUUACAUUUCAAGCCAUAUAAAGGAAAAGAAGCUAUACAGUGUAUGUCCUGGUUCAGCAGAACGGUCUCUAACCAGGCUCUGUAAACAGAGACUCUUCUGUCUUGUUUCUAAUCACAGUAAUAUUUUUCAGAUUAAUUAUGCUCUUCUAAAAUACACUCAGCAAAAGCUAUCAUCAUGCUACACUGUUGGAUUCAGGUCAAAGCAUUACAGAAUGUUGUUCAAAGUGUUCAACAGACUUCAAAGUCAAAUUAUUUGUAACAAGAGCAGCAAACGUGAAAGCUGAGCAGACAGCUUUCAUGGUGGGGGAUGAAGUAACACCCCCCCCAUUUUUCUUGUCAUUCAGGGUGUUUAAAAAGACUACCCUGGGGAUGCAUGGGGGGUACCUUCACAACUGUGUGUGCUUUGUAUGUAGGGAGAUAGGUGUGGUUCAGUGGAGAAAAUAUUGGUGAAAAAGUGGAUAUGGUUCAUCUGGACAGCAGCGAGAGUUUCUCCCUCCCUGCCUACACUGGGCAAAUCACUCACCAGUCCCGGCCUCCAAUCACCUGGGGCUGCAGAGCCUCCACCUCCUUCACAGCAGCUCGCACACCACAUUUAGUUUGCUUUUUCACAUAUUUCAGUAAAAUCACAUAUUUAGGACUACAGAAGAUCGGGACUGGGCAAGAGAAGCAGAAAACUGUCUAGCAGAAGUUGCUCUCUAUAAGAGCUCUCCAUCCACCAUGUUGCCCUGUGGACCAGCUUUGACCUUUGUUCGGUGCCUGGUGCGUAAGAAGAAUAUCAAGGGGGAAGGUCUUGAGGACUCGUUGUGCCGAUGCUUAUCUACGCUGGACCUUAUAGCACUGGGAGUUGGAAGUACCCUUGGUGCUGGUGUCUAUGUGCUUGCUGGAGAAGUUGCCAAAUCUGAUUCUGGACCUAGCAUUGUUGUUUCCUUCCUCAUUGCUGCCCUGGCAUCUGUGAUGGCAGGUCUCUGCUAUGCUGAGUUUGGUGCUCGCGUUCCCAAGACUGGUUCUGCAUAUUUGUAUACUUACGUAGCUGUUGGUGAACUGUGGGCCUUUAUCACUGGUUGGAAUCUCAUUUUAUCCUAUGUUAUAGGUACCUCGAGUGUAGCAAGAGCCUGGAGUGGCACCUUUGAUGAACUUCUUGGAAAACAGAUCAGUCACUUCUUCAAAACCUACUUCAAAAUGAAUUACCCUGGUCUGGCAGAGUAUCCUGACUUCUUUGCCGUAUUCCUUAUAUUGCUCUUAUCAGGUCUGCUAUCAUUUGGAGUAAAAGAAUCUGCAUGGGUGAAUAAAAUUUUCACCGCUAUUAACAUCUUGGUUCUACUCUUCGUUAUGAUUUCUGGUUUUGUGAAAGGAGAUGUUGACAACUGGAGAAUAAGUGAAGAAUAUCUCAUAGACCUUUCUGAAAUAGCAGAGAAUUUUUCAUCCUACGAUUAUGUGACAAGUAUAUAUGGGAGUGGUGGCUUUAUGCCAUAUGGUUUCACGGGAACAUUGGCUGGUGCUGCAACCUGUUUUUAUGCCUUUGUAGGAUUUGACUGCAUUGCAACAACUGGAGAAGAGGUCAGGAAUCCUCAGAAAGCCAUACCCAUAGGAAUUGUGGUGUCCUUGCUUGUCUGCUUCAUGGCCUAUUUUGGAGUCUCAGCUGCACUGACUCUUAUGAUGCCAUAUUAUCUGCUAGAUGAGAAAAGUCCUCUGCCAGUAGCAUUUGCAUAUGUUGGAUGGGGUCCUGCAAAAUAUGUUGUAGCAGUGGGAUCCCUCUGUGCUUUGUCUACAAGUCUUCUUGGAUCCAUUUUCCCAAUGCCACGUGUAAUCUAUGCUAUGGCGAAGGAUGGGUUGCUUUUCAAAUGUCUAGCUCAAAUCAAUUCCAAAACGAAGACCCCACUAGUUGCUACUCUAUCGUCUGGUGCAGUAGCAGGUAUUAUGGCAUUUCUGUUUGACCUAAAGGCUUUAGUGGACAUAAUGUCUAUUGGCACACUUCUUGCUUAUUCACUUGUGGCAACCUGUGUCCUCAUUCUUAGGUACCAACCCAGUUUAACCUAUGAGCAACCCAAAUAUUCUCCAGAAAAAGCAACCUUGGCUGCAUCAAAAAGAGAAUCUGCAGUAAGUGAAUCACAGAUAAAUAUGAUACAGGAGAGCCACUUCAGUCUUCAGACUCUGAUUAAUCCAUCCAGUUUACCUACAGAACAGACUGCAACUACUGUUAACUGUUUAGUGGGUCUGCUAGCUUUCUUGGUUUGUGGCUUGAGUGCUCUCACUACAUAUGGGACUCAUUUCAUUGCUAACUUGGAGCCCUGGAGUAUUUGCCUUCUUGCUACAUUGGUGGUGUCCUUCAUAGUUACCAUUCUCCUCAUCCAAAGGCAGCCGCAGAACCAGCAGAAAGUGGCCUUUAUGGUUCCAUUAUUGCCAUUUUUACCAUCACUCAGUAUCCUGGUAAAUAUUUAUCUAAUGGUACAAUUAAGUGCAGACACUUGGAUCAGGUUUAGCAUCUGGAUGGCACUUGGUUUCAUUAUUUAUUUUACUUAUGGCAUCAGGCACAGUCUUGAAGGUCGUCACAGCGAUGGAGAUGGAGAUUCUUGUUCCGAAAAUAGUGGGCUGCAAGAAAAGAACCCUGUGGAAGAAGUGGAUGAACCUGAAAAUGCAAAUGAAAGUGAUAAAUUUCUUGCACGUGAAAGGACAAGUGAAUGUUAAUUUAUGUAAACACACAAGUCUUUUAAACCUUUAAUUGAUAUUUUACGUGUGGACUGAUAAUUCAAAAGCCUCCUACCAACGUUGUGCCUCUUGAAAGGGUUUACUACAAGGCCUGGCUGAUGUUUUGGACAAGCUGCUAAUCCAUCUUCAUCAUUUCAGAACUGACAGCAUGGAGAUGAAUAUUUGAAUAAAACAAACAAACAAGAGAAGUACCCUUUGGCAAGCAGAAAUCUAAAUGUAUUGUUUGAACUGACGUACACAGUUGCUGGCAAUCACAAAAUAUGAAGAACUUUAAAACUACUUGCAAGAAGUUGAGAAUAUUUUACACUGCAAUGUGAACACAAGUGCCUUAUACAUGUCCUCCUUAUUUCUGUUACAAGGUCUGGUGUCCCAGAUAACAAAGCAACUAUCUCACUAUUAAAAUGCCAGGUACUAUUUUUUGUUUUCUACAGAACUCUCAUGGGAGAUAAAUUGAAGACAAGCCUGGAAAAUAUUUGCAAAACAAAUGAUAAAUUGACAGAUCUGAUACUUUGCAAAAAGUAGAAGAUCAUGUAUUUAUAUAAAAAUAGUAAAGAAAGAGUUGCUUACCCUUACAAAUUAGUAACCAUUAAGAACUCAAAUAGAAAAGAUCUUUUAAAGGCUUUAUUUCCCUCUAAAUACUAUUUGUCAUUUUCACUUCUGUCUUACAUGAAUUCUUUUCACUUCAGAGAUGCUCUUUUUAUAAAAUAAUACUUCCAAGGGGGUUUAUGUUGUUUUCUGCAAAAAUAUCUCUUUAGAAAAAUUAUGCCCCAAAUCCCUACCUUCUUUUCAGAUAGAAGGGUAGCUGAAGAAAAACCAAACCCAGGCUUUGGAAAGAAUGCUCUUCAAAGUAGUAUUUCAGUGCUUCACCAAGUCAUAAGAAUAUGUUAGUACAGCAAUUUUUUUGUGAGCCAAAUUUACACCUACAAAUCCAUUCAUGUAAGUAGGAUGUUUAAAUUCUAACUUAUAAAGAACCAAAUAACUGCAAUAGUGCUGUGUGAACCAUUAUUUUAAAGACAGUGAAAAUGGACACUGUUCUUUCAACAUAAAAGUCACAUUACUUAACAAGGGCGCUCAGACAUUUUAACACUUUUUCUCAGCAAAUGAUAGGCUUCAGUCCCUUGAAGGAUUCCACAAUAUGGAAUUAUUUUGCAAGAAGUCGUUUAUAAAAAUAAUUUCCUUGAUGUACAAGAGAAUUGUUCUGUACUUUGCUGUGGAAAGUUUUAAUCUGAAGCAUAAUAUUGCCAGUAAUAAUCACUGGAUCAUUGGUAUUAAUCUCUGUUGUUAGAUGCAUAAAAAUUUAUAUCCUAUCAGAAUGAUGUUGGUUGACAGUGAAAAGCACCUUUUUAUAAUAGCUGGAAUUUUCAAGAAAAAAAAAAAAAAAGAAAAGAAAAAGGAAAAAAAAAAAAAAAGACCAGUUAAGCUGCUUCUGUCUCUCUUCCUUUCUGUCUUGUUCACAGUGAUAGAUUCAAGCAUUUUAAUCUACAAAUGAGUUUUGCUGUUGAAAGCCUAAAUGUAGACAGCAGAAAGAGGUGUGCUUCUUGAUUGAGAACCUUGGAAUGUGCUGAUACCCCAUGGAGGAAUGAGUUUGUAGUCUAAAGCCUGAUACCUUUCUUGCCAAUCUGAACUGAGAGGAGAGCAUGUUUUGCAGCUUUGGAAGGGAUUUGUACUAGUUGCACUAGUGGCCUCUGCUGGCUGCUCAGCUCAAGGAGCAGCAAUCUGAAAAGAUCUUCACCACUGUUUGUCUUCUGGGGCAUGUUCCUGGUUUUAUAGCAAUCCAGAGAAAAUCACCAGAAAACAUCUGCUAGAAGACCAAAGCAGAGCACUUGUAGGUGCCUGUGUUUUUCUUUCAAAGCGCAGGAUAAGGAGCACACAACAGGAAAACCACCUACCUUUUAACUGAGGUUCCAGCAUGUGCAUCAUGUAACAGCUGUUAUCCUAAGGACCGUUGUUCUAAAGUCUGUUGGUCCUUAAAAAUGGAUGAGACAGAGGAUGAAGAGAAACUAUAGAGUAAGUGACAACGCAGUCCUGUUUCUUAAUGUAUCAUAAUCCAUCCUAAUACUGAUAAGUUAUAGCUGCUACUUUGUGCAAUGUCAUUGUUUUACAAGAUGUUGUUAAACGCUAAAAUGUCCUAUUAGAGUAAUACAAGUAGAUUAUAGUCUAUGUAAAAUGUUUUGUUGAAAGAAAUAGAUAGUAAUCUUCAGGGCAGUGCCUAGAGCAAUAGAUAAGUUUCAGAACCUUUCUUCAGUGAAUGAAAGAGCCAUCUGUGUCAGUUGGAUCUGCCAUUUUAAUUGUAUUUCUCAACUGGGGCCCACUGUUAUGAAAAAGUGACAAAAGAACUAUGUGUUCUUGUUUAGAACAGGAGAUGUUUAGGACUUUCUAGGCUCCAGUAAGGUAAUCCUGACAGACUGAAACAUAUUUUAUUUAAAAAAAAAAAAAGAAAGAAAAUGAAUGUAUGUUCUGUUUUCGAUACCAUCGGUAUUUGAAGUAGAAAUACUGAUGCUUUUCCUGAUUUGUAACUGCUCUGUCAAAAGCACAACUUCUUCAGUGGCCAUUUUUUAGAGGGCAUCCUUACCUGUCCUUCCCAGCUGCAAAAAUGUCCUGCUGUUAGGGCAAGCCUGCAGUGCUCAGUUGAAACUUUUGCACAAUGUUUUUACAAGCCUACAAUGGAAGACAGCUCUUUAAAAUUCUUUACACAUCUUGGUGAGUGGGAAGCAGAGACUUUUUUCUACAGAUGCUGGUGCCACAGAGCAGACAAGGCAGGCUCAUGGGCUGCAAACUGCUGCUGUUCUGUGAUGUGCAAGGAAGAUCCCAUCCCCUUCCAGCAUCAUCAUAUAGAACGAAUGUGUGCCUGCCUGUGUGUAUGCUUGCAUCAAUCUGACAUUAGCCCAUAGUGAUUUUGAUGUAUUGAUUAGAAUAAUUUCUAUACUGCACUGAAAUUUCCUUUGAAGGGAGACUGUCAAUGUAAGAAACUUAUGACUAAAGCAACUUCUAGCUAAGGCUUUUGGAGACAGACGAGAGAAAUUUUUCAGCUUAUAUGUAUUUUGUAUAUAGUAUUUCCCCCUUCGUUUCUAUAUUAUUAGUCCACCACAGUUAUAGUAGUUAAUUAUAUGAGAAUAAUGUGAUUGUUACAAAUGCUGUGAGGGAGACUGGGAGUGGCUGCAGCACAGGAACUAUCCAGUUAACUAACAGGAAAUAAAAUGAAAUUAAAGGAAAAUCAUUGGGUAUUCUCGGUUGCUUUGACUGCACAAGACUUAUUUAUAUGUGUGUAUAGUUCAUGCCAUUAAUAAUCCAUGGCUAAGAACACUAUAAGCCAGAAGUGAGAUAUUUAUGCUAAUUGUAAUGUGCAUUUCUAUGUGUAAUCUUGAAAUUCCAGAUGUUAGCGGAGCAGGCCCCGUGAAGGACAGCCAUGCUGCUUCUUACACAGGGGGCAUGUGAGAAACCAACCCCAGUUUUGUUCUCAUGUUUGCUGUAUUUGCCAAGAGAGCAGCUGAAAGCACAAGUCCAUUGGAACUAAAUAGUUAUUUUUUAACAUAUUCAUAGUCGUCGGUACUGUAAAUUGCUCUGUGCAAAUAAUGAUGGUAUGUAUUAAUAUAUAUAUAUAUAAGUAUUACUGGAGGUAGUUUUUUUUUUUUUCCUUUAUGGAAAUAAAUCCUUGAAAAACUAUAUUUGCAUUGGUACACUCGGGAUAUGCCUUUAGAUAUAGGAAUUAUUUCUAUCAGAUUUAGGAAAGUGAGUAGAAGUAUAUUUCAGGGAGAACAAGUAAAUCUUUGUUCUCCCUUGAGGAGGCAUAAGAGUUAUAAAACAUUUCUGCAUAAUUCACGUUACCUAAGGUGACCUUCAUGUGGUAUUCCAAAUUCUAGUCCUAAUUCUGCAACAGGAAAUAAAGAUCAGUACUAGCAGUACUGGGUUACUUAUCUAUAUUCUUAUGAGCUUAACUAUGCCAUGCAGAAACUUCAGAUGGUAUAGCUAAUUUAGAAACAAAAUAUAGUAAAGCUUAAAUAUAUAUUUCUAUAUUUUAUUAGAAGAUGAAUGUAAAAGUCUAGCCACCUUUUCCCCAAAGUUUAUGGAAGGAUAUACAGCUAUUUAAGAAAUAAAAUGCAUACUAUUUCCAUGGAGAUUUUUAAUAAGUGCCAAGGUCAGAUGUCCUGCAAGCAUCCCAGCCUGGGUGAGAUCCUGGCUGCAGGAAAUCUGCACGGGACUGUGCAAUCAUGUUAAUCCUGUCAGAUGCCUUUGACAUUGGGGUGUGUUUUGAACAGUACAAAUUUAAUUCACUUAUGUCUAGCAUGUGCUACUUGGUUACAUAAAAACAAAUUAAAAGCACCUUUUUAAGGUCCUGGUUCUUCCCAGGCCUGCCAGCAGGUUGUACAAAUUGCAGUAUGUUCACUGAAAGCACUGGGGUUACUCAGUGUUAAGCAGAAGUAGUAAGUGGUACUCCAUGUAAGGUAGGAUUUUGUAUUUGUUUUUAAUUUUCUGUGCCUUUAAUAUUUCUUUCUGGUAUAUAUUUUAAGGACCUCUGCAUUUUUCAUAGUUGGACCUUUCCAAAGCAAAAUAUAAUGCCCUCACCAUGUCUCGAUCUGUUUUCCAUUUGAUUUUAGAAAUCAAAUUCUCCAGCGUCAGCUAAGCUGAAGGAUUUCUGUGCUUAGACAUGCAUUGCAAAGAACUAUGUGUAUAUAUAAUUGUUUAUUUCUAUUGUCAGUUGGACAAAUCCUGUUGUCUUUGUAUGUUUCCACUGAGCCUUGCAUGAGGCAAACUCCACCCUCAGCAACAGAAGUUUAGCUGCAGUCCAGAUUUGAAAGUUUAGGAGGGCUUUUUUCUUUUGUAUUAACAGAAAGCAAAGCACGAAAUAUGUGUUACAUAUCUUUAAGAAUAGUUAUGUGUGCUUCAUUUUAAGAAACGUUAGUCUAUAUAUGUUUUAACUUUGCCUCUUGUUCAUGUGUGCGUUGUAAUGAUUAUGUCUGUGUGAUGUGCUGCUGCUGUGCUAAAAUGUCGAUAGAAUGACUGUGAUGCAUCUUAAAACACAAAUUUCUGUUUGAGUGCUCUAGCCAAAAUGAAAAGUCUUAAAUUGUUGUGAAUGUCAAAGUGCAUAUAUUUAAGAACAUGGUGCUUGUUUAUUCACAUUUUCAAUGAGAAUUAUAAUCAGCAAUAUUUUUAGUUACCUUAGUUUCAAAUCCGAUGGAAAUUAUAUUGCUUUUCAUAUACUGUAAGAUAUGCUUCACGGGAUAACAACUGUGCAUUUGUUCUGUAUUUUUUAAAAUAAAGCUGAAUAUCACUUAUAUGUACUUCA
This is a messenger RNA of Gallus gallus (chicken), 23804 nucleotides long. RefSeq names its product solute carrier family 7 member 2 (gene SLC7A2). NCBI's taxonomy places the organism in Eukaryota, Metazoa, Chordata, Aves, Galliformes, Phasianidae. Gene Ontology annotation, molecular function: amino acid transmembrane transporter activity. Gene Ontology annotation, cellular component: plasma membrane. The record is from RefSeq and is a predicted model, not a curated record. The transcript has 14 exons. Gene Ontology annotation, biological process: transmembrane transport; amino acid transport. The coding region runs from base 16532 to 18499 and encodes 655 amino acids.